Molecule: messenger RNA, 3088 nt
Organism: Thunnus maccoyii (southern bluefin tuna)
Lineage: Eukaryota; Metazoa; Chordata; Actinopteri; Scombriformes; Scombridae
Gene: dnttip2
Product: deoxynucleotidyltransferase, terminal, interacting protein 2
Exons: 7
Coding region: 64-2850 (928 amino acids)
Biological process (GO): RNA processing
Cellular component (GO): nucleolus
Molecular function (GO): RNA binding
Source: RefSeq, a predicted model, not a curated record
UCGAUUAGUCAAGCGUGGUCUUCUAACCGGAAGUGAGCGAGAGAGAGAGAGACAGCAUGCAAGAUGGUGGCGACCAGGAGAGGAGUACGCGUGUACUCCCCAACUAAAACAAACCCCGACCAGCCCUCUGAGGUUGAGGCCACUCCAUCCACUGGACGAAGAACCAGGAGGGCUGCUAAACAAGAAGAAACCCCUAUCCAGCAGGCCCUGGGGAAGACCAGCAGCCCACCAGCGUCUCCACCAACCUCACUGAGAAGAUGCACCAGAGCCUCCAGACUGCACAGUCCGGAGCAGCCUUGCACUCCUGUGGGCUCCGUCCAUGAAGCAGACACGUCAGAUCUGGAGUCGUGCUGCUCUGCGGUGUCCGACAUCGAGCCACAAGUGACACGCACCAGGGGAAGGAGGAGACAGGCCCCCACAGGAAGUCAGGAAGAUGAGGUAUCUGAGGUGGAAUCGUGCUCUUCUGCAGUAUCUGCUUCAAAAGCCAGCCAAAGUAGCCGCCGGAGUACAAGGAGGAAGGUGGUUCUUGAAAAAUCUGACCCAGCUGAUGUUGAAGCAGGAGAUGUCAAGGUUGACGCUGUGCUCGAAACAGAGUCCUGCAGCUCUGUGGUGUCCGAAUCCCAGAGAGUCACCAGAAGUCAGCGAAAAACUGCUCGCACCAGAUCAUCUGCCAGACGACAAAUUGAGGACUCUGAAGUCUCAGAGGCUGAGAGCUGCACAUCCAGUGUCUCGGGGACUUCUCGGUCCACAACCCGUAGUGCGACGAGAUCCAGAAGGCAAACACAUCCUAUUCCCAUUGACCUAGAUGAGGCCUCAGAAGGCUCUCGCUCUCCUGCCCCAACAGGCCGAAGGAGCAGGGCGGCAAGAGGGAAGACUGCUGUAGAUUUUAGUGAGCCUCGGUCUUGUGACUCUGAAGGGUUUGAGUCCGGGCCCACUUACAGUAUGACCACUCGUAGACGAGGGAAGACCCAAUCCGUGGGUCCCAAAGUUCUGGACUCAGACUCUGAGCUGACAGACAUGCAGUCCCCACUUGGCAGCCCCUGCUCCUCACGUGGCAGAGGGUCUCCAUGCAGCAGCCGCACAGGCUCAGGUAACAGCAGUCGAGGUGCUCCAUCCUCCAGGCGCUCAGUCAAGGAUCUUAGUAUUGUUCUAGAAAAAACCGGGGAGCCGGCUGAAGAGGAUAGUUUAUUAAAUGACUCUAGAUUAGAAAGUACUCUGAUAGCUGAGGAUGCAGAUUGCACACUGUUGGAGGAAGAUAAGAGCCAAAUAUUAGAAGAGAAAGAAGGCGUUAAAAGUACUGAUCUCGCAUCAAAUGAGGCUUCAGCAAAUGUGAAGAGGGGAGUUAAUGUCAUUUCAGAAGAGGAUUCUCAUGUAUAUCCCCCAGUAUCAGAUGGUCCUGGUUGUGCUAAAGAAGCUGAAGUUGUUUGUGAGGCUGCAGUGACGCCCAGAGACCAGCAGGAGGAGCCACGUGCUGAAAAUAAGGAUGGGGAUACCUCAGAAGUGGAAAUGAUGCAGGAAACAGUCCUGUCAUCAGAGCCGUUAAAGCCAUCAGUUACAGUAACAAUAUGUGAGAAGGCUUCUGAAGAUACAGAGGAGACUAAAGAGGAGGAGGAAGCCAUGGAAGUGGCUGAUGUAGACACCCAUCCAUCACAGGGAGUUGAGCAUAUAGGCGGGGAUACUGUUGUGGAAACACAGUCCAGUGAGGAGGAGAAAAUGGAAGUCAGUACAAUGAACAGAGAUGCUCAGCAGGUGGUUGACUCCAGUGAGGUCCAAGUUGAGGCCAUUCAGGUGACAUCUAAGCAGGAGCACAAGAUCACAGUGGAUUCUGACUCUGAACAGCAACCUAAAGACGUCACUGUGCAGAAAACAAAAAUAGUCAGCCUGCUGGUGAGCAGUGAGGAUGAGGAUGAAGAUGACUAUGCAGAAGAAGAGGAGGAGAGGGAAGUUUCUGGAGAGGAAGAGGAUGAAGAGGAGGAUUUGGCAGAGGAGAGAGGAAGACCCUCCAAAAAGUCUGAAGCAGCAGAUGAAUCAGUUGAGGGACUGUUUAUGAUUGACACGCGGCCAGGACAAGCGGCUGAUGAGGAUUACUACAAGGAGGGGCUGAGAGAGGAGGCGGCGGUGGCGGCAGGCAGAAGGAAAGAGGGAGCUGAGCAGGAGGAGCAAGAUGAGGAGUUUGUGGAUGAGGAGGAGGAGGAUGAUGAUGAUGAAGAUGCAGACAUUCUCUUCUCAAGUAGAGAUCCUCACUCGAAAGAGUUGUCCAGCCGUAUUGACCCCGGCAUCAGAAUGAAGGAGCUCGGGGGUUUAUACAUCAAUUUUGAUGGCAGCAAAUCAAAACCUGUCUCCAGUUCGCUGCAAAAACUAAAGGAAAAGAAGAUCCAAGAUGAGGUGAUGAAGAAGAGCAUGAUUGGUCCAGACUUUGAAAAAAAGGAUGCAGUGCCUCCUUACAGUGAAUCCAAACAAGCCUUGAAACUUAAACGCAGAGCGGAGCGUGAGAAAACAACAGGGGACGGUUGGUUUAAUAUGAAAGCCCCUGAGAUCACCGGGGAGCUGAAAGGAGACCUCCAAGUCCUGAAGAUGAGAGGCUCCUUGGAUCCCAAGAGAUUCUACAAGAAGAAUGACAGAGAUGGUUUUCCCAAGUAUUUUCAGGUUGGUACAGUGGUGGACAGCGCAGUCGACUUCUAUCAUUCCCGUGUUCCCAAGAAGGAGAGGAAGAGAACCAUGGUGGAGGAGUUGCUGGCUGAUGCUGAGUUCAGGCAUAAGAACAAAAAGAAGUAUCAGCACAUUGUGACGGAGAAAGCAGCACUCGGAGCUGGCAAGAGGAAGAAGAAGAAGAAAUUCCAUAAGAAGUAAAUCUGAAGACUUUGAGAGGCUUUUCAUAGAUAUUAUCGACUCAGUUCUUCAGCAGGUGACUGGAGCAUAAAUCAUUUUUCACUUCAUGGUGCCUCAUGAAGCUUUACUGAAUCCUGCUCAUUCAAGACUAUUCAUCUCUAAUGAUGGAUUGAAAAACUGUAUAAAACAGAUCAGAAAAGACCAGUAAAACUGAUUCAGUAAGCAUGUUAUUAAAGAUAUACAUUACUUUGUACAGUUA